Heterotrigona itama is the source of this 5573-nucleotide messenger RNA. The record is from the annotation of a GenBank genome assembly. Lineage: Eukaryota; Metazoa; Arthropoda; Insecta; Hymenoptera; Apidae.
AUGAACACACUGUAAAUUGGAAGUAGUGUAUUUUCGAUUUUAUAUAUUGGUACAUAGUGUUAAAAAGCACACUUCAUAUGACAAUACAGAAUAUGAUUUUUAUAACAAAAUGUACUCGAUAUGUAAAAGUACUCAUCCAGCUACAGGAGUAGAGCACGCAAUAACGUGUUAUUUCUUUAAUCGUUCAGAAAAAUGUCUUGUAGUAGCUGGCGCGAAUAUUAUUCGAGUAUUUCGUUUAAUUCCGGAUGUGGACAUAACGAAGAAAGAAAAGUAUACAGAAUCACGUCCACCAAAAAUGAAAUUAGAAUGUUUAUCUCAAUAUACUUUGCAUGGAAAUGUGAUGUCAAUGCAAGCUGUAACUCUUAUUGGAUCUCAAAGAGAUUCUCUUUUGUUAAGCUUCCGUGAUGCAAAAUUAUCAGUUGUAGAGUAUGAUCAAGAUACUCACGAUCUUAGAACAGUAUCUCUACAUUAUUUUGAAGAAGAAGAAAUACGAGAUGGAUGGACAAAUCAUCACCAUAUUCCAAUAGUUAGAGUAGAUCCUGAAGGUAGAUGUGCUGUAAUGUUAAUAUAUGGCAGAAAAUUAGUUGUGUUACCUUUCAAAAAGGAUCCUAGUCUUGAUGACGGAGAUUUAUUAGAUAAUUUAAAAGCAUCAUCCAAUAAAACUCCUAUAUUAUCAUCAUAUAUGAUUGUAUUGAAAAGUUUAGAAGAAAAAAUGGAUAAUAUAAUAGAUUUACAAUUUUUGCAUGGUUAUUAUGAACCAACGUUGUUAAUAUUAUAUGAGCCAGUAAGGACAUUUUCUGGCCGUAUUGCAGUUAGACAAGAUACUUGUGCUAUGGUUGCAAUAUCAUUAAAUAUUCAACAAAGAGUGCAUCCCAUAAUUUGGUCUGUAUCAAAUUUACCAUUUGACUGCUAUCAAGCAGUACCAGUGAAGAAGCCACUUGGUGGUACUUUGAUCAUGGCAGUUAAUUCUCUUAUCUAUUUAAAUCAAAGUAUACCACCUUAUGGAGUAUCCUUAAAUAGUUUAGCAGAAACUAGUACAAAUUUUCCAUUAAAACCACAAGAAGGAGUAAAAAUAAGUUUAGAAGGUUCGCAAGUUGCAUUUAUUUCUUCAGAUCGUUUAGUCAUUUCAUUGAAAAGUGGAGAACUGUAUGUAUUAUCUUUAUUCGCGGAUAGUAUGCGUUCUGUAAGAGGUUUUCAUUUCGAUAAAGCUGCAGCAAGUGUUUUAACUUCAUGUGUGUGUAUGUGUGAAGAUAAUUAUCUAUUUCUGGGAUCACGUCUUGGUAACUCAUUGUUAUUAAGAUUUACUGAAAAAGAACCAGAAAAUUUACAAAAUAUAAAUGAAACUGAAGUAGUACUUGAAGAAAAUGAGACUGAAGAAACUCCAGCAAAAAAAAUAAAACAAGAUUUUAUAGGAGAUUGGAUGGCAUCUGAUGUAUUAGAUAUAAAAGAUCCAGAAGAAUUAGAAGUAUGCGAUAGUUUAUUAAAUAUUGGACCAUGUGGUAAUAUAUCUAUGGGUGAACCAGCUUUCCUAUCAGAAGAAUUUUCACAUAAUCAGGAUCCUGAUGUUGAACUUGUUACAACAUCUGGAUAUGGUAAAAAUGGAGCGCUUUGUGUUCUCCAACGUUCUAUUCGACCUCAAGUUGUAACUACAUUUGAAUUACCAGGAUGUGAAGAUAUGUGGACUGUUAUUGGUACAUUAAACAAUGAUGAACAAGUAAGACCUGAAACAGAAGGAAGUCAUGCGUUUUUAAUUUUAAGUCAAGAAGAUUCAACGAUGAUAUUGCAAACUGGUCAAGAAAUUAAUGAGGUAGAUCAAAGUGGAUUCAGCACACAAGGAAGUACAGUAUUUGCUGGAAAUCUUGGUGCAAAUAGAUACAUAGUGCAAGUUACUCAAAUGGGUGUACGUCUUCUACAAGGAAUUGAGCAGAUCCAACACAUGCCGAUAGAUCUUGGAUGUCCAAUUGUACAUGCAAGUAGUGCAGAUCCUUAUGUAACACUACUUUCUGAAGAUGGACAGGUCAUGUUACUGACUCUUAGAGAAGGACGCGGAACGGCUAGAUUGCAUGCUCAAGCAGCUAAUUUAUUAUUCCGUCCUCAAAUAGAAGCAUUAUGUGCUUAUAGAGACGUUAGCGGAAUAUUUACAACACAAUUACCUGAAAAUAUAGAAGAUGAAGCACCCGAAGAAGAACAUAACAUAGAAGAACCACCUAUUGUUGGUAAUAUUGAUAAUGAAGAUGAUCUAUUGUAUGGUGAUGCACCAGCUUUUCAAAUGCCUACACCAUCACAUACUAAAUCAUCUGAAGAUAGUGGAACGCUGGAAAUUUAUUCUCUUCCUGAUUUACGUUUAUCCUAUCUUAUUCGGAAUUUUGGAUAUGGGCAAUAUGUGUUACACGAUAGUAUGGAAUCUACAACAUUACAAACGACACCUGUUAAUGAAAUUCCUAAUCCUGAAAUGCAGGUGCGGGAAAUUUUAAUGGUAGCAUUGGGUCAUCAUGGUAAUAGGCCAAUGUUGUUAGUACGACUUGAUUCUGAACUUCAAAUUUAUCAAGCAUAUAGAUAUCCAAAAGGUCAUUUAAAAUUAAGAUUUAAAAAGUUAGAUCAUGGUAUAAUACCAGGACAUUUAAGACCAAAACCAAGGGAUGAAGAUAUGCCUACAAUGAAUGAAACUCGACAUUGCAUGAUGCGUUAUUUUAGUAAUAUCGCUGGAUAUAAUGGUGUAUUUAUUUGCAGUGAUUAUCCUCACUGGAUAUUUCUUACAGGACGUGGUGAAUUACGUACUCAUCCGAUGGGUAUUGAUGGUCCUGUUACUUCAUUUGCUCCUUUCAAUAAUAUAAAUUGUCCACAAGGAUUUUUAUAUUUCAACCGAAAGGAAGAAUUGAGGAUAUGUGUUUUACCAACUCAUUUAUCAUAUGAUGCUCCGUGGCCUGUUAGAAAAGUACCAUUAAGAUGUACACCACAUUUUGUCACGUAUCACCUUGAAAGUAAAACUUAUUGCGUUAUAACGAGUAUAGCUGAACCACUUAAAAGUUAUUACAGAUUCAAUGGCGAAGAUAAGGAAUUCACAGAAGAAGAACGACCAGAACGAUUCAUUUAUCCUUCACAAGAACAAUUUUCAAUAGUAUUAUUUUCACCUGUUUCAUGGGAAACUAUUCCUAAUACUAAAAUUGAACUUGAUCAGUGGGAACAUGUUACUUGUUUAAAAAAUGUUUCUUUAGCUUAUGAAGGUACAAGAUCUGGUUUAAAAGGUUACAUCGUAUUGGGAACAAAUUACAAUUAUGGUGAAGAUAUUACGAGCAGAGGAAGGAUACUUAUAUUUGACAUAAUUGAAGUCGUACCUGAACCUGGCCAACCAUUAACAAAAAAUAGAUUCAAACAGAUUUAUGCGAAAGAACAAAAAGGUCCGAUUACUGCAAUUACACAAGUAUCUGGCUUCCUAGUUUCAGCAGUUGGUCAAAAAAUUUAUAUUUGGCAAUUGAAAGAUAAUGAUCUUGUUGGAGUUGCUUUCAUAGAUACACAAAUUUACAUUCAUCAAAUGUUAAGCAUUAAAAGCUUAAUUUUAAUAGCUGAUAUAUAUAAAUCUAUUAGUUUAUUAAGAUUUCAAGAAGAAUAUAGGACAUUAUCCCUUGUUAGUAGAGAUUUUAGGCCAGCUGAAGUGUAUACUAUUGAAUAUUUAAUUGACAAUACUAAUUUAGGAUUUCUUGUGGCUGAUGGUGAAAAUAACAUGGUUUUAUUUAUGUAUCAACCAGAAUCACGAGAAAGUCUUGGAGGACAAAAAUUAAUUAGGAAAGCUGAUUUUCAUCUUGGACAGAAAAUAAAUACAUUUUUUCGUAUAAGAUGCAGAGUUUCAGAUCCUGCAAACGAUAAAAAGCAUUUUUCUGGUGCAGAUAAAAGACAUGUUACUAUGUAUGCAUCACUUGAUGGCAGUCUUGGUUAUAUCUUACCUGUACCAGAAAAAACAUAUAGAAGAUUACUUAUGUUACAAAAUGUUCUGGUAACGCACAUUUGCCAUAUUGCUGGUUUAAAUCCCAAAGCAUAUCGUACUUAUAAAAGUCAUAUUCGAACUCAGGGUAAUCCUGCAAGGGGUAUUAUUGAUGGUGAUUUAGUUUGGCGUUAUCUUUUCUUGCCCAACAAUGAAAAGAUAGAUGUAGCAAAGAAAAUUGGAACACGUGUACAGGAAAUAAUAGAAGAUCUUACAGAAAUAGAUCGACAAACGGCUCAUUUUUAAAAUAGUGCCUUUUUAUCAUUCCAAAAAAGAAAGUUUUAAAUUUCUCCUAUUUGAUUCUUAGUCUCCGAUUCGAUAUAAAAUUUGACUGAAAAAACAUUUUUUAUUAAAAAUAGUAAUGAUUACUUGUAUUUGUACUUUUUAUGAAAUAUCUAUUUCUAAAAGCUAAUUUUUUGUAAACAUAUUUGAACCAUAAAUACAAAUAUAAAUUAAAUAUAAAUAAUAUGAGUGUAUGUAUAUAUAUAUUAAUUAGAAUUUUGUACAAAUGAAGAACAAUAUAACAUUGAUUUUUUUAUUUGCUAAAUUCAUGAGUUAUCUUUUGUCAAAGAAAUAUUAUUUAGGCAAUAAAUUUUUAUAAAGAAUUUUUUUCUUGUGUUUUAUAAAUUAUAUUUUUAAAACGAAUCUAAAUUAAAAUUUAAAAUACAUAAUGAAAUCAGCAGCGGAACUUAUAACAAUUCGUGCAAGUCGAGAAUCUAUUAGACAAAGUAUUAUAGCACGGCGGUUAACGAAAAUUGAAUCUGUACAAUGUAUGUAUCAUUUAUAAUGAUAAAUGUAUAUAUAAUAUACAUUUAAAUGUAUGUAUAAAUGUAAUAUAUAAUAAUUUAUAAUUUAGAAAUAUAUAAAAUAUUAUACAUUACUAUAAGAAAGAAUUCGCACAUAUAAAAAUCUAUGUUCUUAUAAACGUUAUAUUGAUCAAACAGUUAGAUAGAUAUGUAGUCAAUUUGUAUACAAAAAACUACAUAUGAAUUAUAAUUUAUAGCUACAUAAUUUUUAUGUAAUAUAAAAGAUACAUGGCACAGUGUAAUACUAUAUUGUUUAAUUCAUAUUGUUUACUAGCAUUGUAAUUUUAUAUUACAUAUUUUUCAUGUAUUUUUAUAACCAAUACUUUUUGUGCAGUACCAUUACCAGAACCAACAUUGUUGGAGAAAAGACUUUGUGAAAUAUUUGAUGUAUUUGAUACUGCAAAGACUGGUGAAAUAGAUGUUAGAGAUUUGGGGACUGUUAUUAGGGCAUUAGGAUGUGUUGUGACAGAAGCCGAAUUACAAGAAAUACAAGUUGAAGUGGAAGAUGUAGUAAAUAAUAGCGUACCAUUAAAUAAAUUUCUAGGAUAUAUAACUAAGGCUAUCAACGAACGCAAAUUUAAACCAGCAGAACCAGAAGAUUUAUUAAAAGCAUUUCAAUUAUUAGAUCCCGAAAAUCGAGGAUAUAUUAUGCGUGAAGAUCUGGAAAAAGCAAUGAUGGAAAUUGGAGAACCAUUUUCAGAGGAAGAAAUAAAUAAUAUGAUGGCUAUGGCAUGUGAUCCAGAAACAAAAAGAAUUAAUUAUGAACAUUACAUUCAUUUACUGCUUGU